Molecule: messenger RNA, 1465 nt
Organism: Thalassophryne amazonica
Lineage: Eukaryota; Metazoa; Chordata; Actinopteri; Batrachoidiformes; Batrachoididae
Gene: st3gal4
Product: ST3 beta-galactoside alpha-2,3-sialyltransferase 4
Exons: 11
Coding region: 369-1394 (341 amino acids)
Biological process (GO): glycolipid biosynthetic process
Molecular function (GO): sialyltransferase activity
Source: RefSeq, a predicted model, not a curated record
AGAGAGAGAGAGAGAGAGAGAGAGAGAAGAAAGAGGGGCGCGCUGUUGGACUGUUCCCCUCAUGCGGAGUUCGCUGCCUGUCUCGUGCUCCGUUUCUUCUUCUUCUUCUUCUUCCAGGAUAAACUGUUUUGCUUGAUGAAUCUCGAUGCACGCGCCACAUCUCCGCCUCUGCUUCGGCACAUUCCGCUGUGCGCGCGCGCUGCACACAUUUAUUGCUGUCAUGUGCGCGAGCGUAACAAAAACAACCGACAAGUUGCUUCACGUCAGUGCGUAACUGAACACAGCCGAGGACAGGACGACACAACCGCUCCGUUAACGGUUGUGAAGUCCAGAAUUGUCACAACCUUCUGAGAACAUAAGGAGUGGAAAUGAAAGAAAGAAAAGUAUGGUGCCUUAGGCUAUUCCCAGUGCUCUUCAUCUUUGUGUCCUUCAUCACAUACUACUGUUCCUAUACUAUACUUCAGAGCUAUGGAGGCACCACCAAGCCUCUGGACAGUACUAAGUCUCUGUGUGGUGGCUGGCUGACCCAGAAAAAGUGGGAGAGUCUUAACUUUAACAUUAGCAGACAGACGCAGCUCUUUUUGAAACUGGAGGAUUUCUUCUGGCGAGAGCAUCCGUCAACGCUGGCGUUACCUUAUGGCAUUAAAGGCAGUGAGCUGCUGCUACUGAAAGUUUUAGCUGCUAUUCCCAAUUAUCAAAUGCCAGGCAACAUUGAGAACCUUGGAUGCAGGACCUGUGUGGUCAUAGGGAAUGGCUUUGUCAUUAAGAACACGUCUUUGGGGAACAUCAUCAACAAAUACGAUGUGGUCAUUCGGUUGAAUGAUGCCCCAGUGCGGGGUUAUGAGGAAGAUGUGGGGAACAAAACCACCAUGAGGUUCUUCUACCCAGAAUCGGCUUCCUCUAAUCCUGCUCUGCAGAAUGACCCUAACACAAUCAUGGUCCUGGUACCUUUUAAACCGCAUGAUCUGCAGUGGCUCAAGGAAAUCCUCUACAAUGAAAAGAGGAUACAGGAUGUGAGGAAAGACUUUUGGAAACCUCCUCCGCAAAUCUGGUUAGGUGAUGUGAGUAAAAUUAGAGUGCUGGACCCUCACUUUCUGCACCAGACGGCUGAAAGAUUACUCCAGAUCCCCUUGCAUCCCAAGACUAAACAGAACCGACUUCAUCCCACAACGGGUAUGCUAGCCGUGUUUGUAGCGCUCAACUACUGUGAUGUGGUCCACAUUGCUGGGUUUGGAUACCCAAGUUUAGACAGCGAAAGGCAACCAGUCCAUUAUUACGGAUAUGAUAUUAUGAAGGCUAUGAAGAAUUCUUACCAUGACCUCACUCAAGAAGCUGAAGCCUUAAAACGACUGGAAGAUUCAGGCGCCAUUGUGUACCUUCACCCAGAUUCGUGACAUAUCGCCAGGGUUGGGAGGGUUACUUUAAAAAUGUAUUCCGAUACAGCAGAGGUGUCAAGUAACGAAGU